Messenger RNA from Pisolithus orientalis, 939 nucleotides. RefSeq lists its product as uncharacterized. Lineage: Eukaryota; Fungi; Basidiomycota; Agaricomycetes; Boletales; Pisolithaceae. The record is from RefSeq and is a predicted model, not a curated record. The coding region runs from base 1 to 939 and encodes 312 amino acids. The transcript is spliced from 6 exons.
AUGUCUGUUGGCACAGUCAAGUGGGAAAACUUCAAAAUCACUUACAAGCACAAGUGGGAUGUACAGGAUGAACCAGAUGAACAGGACAAAGUGAUUGAACUGGGCAGUCAGGAUGGUCAGGAUGGCCAAGGUGGCCAAGAUGAACCAGAGGCCCCUUGGAUGUUUGACAUCUAUGAUGAUCAAAUGGACUUCAUGCCAUACUGGGAGUUCAAUGCCACAAGUGAUCAGAGGCAUUGGGAGGAUUUUAUGUUGGGCAACUGGGCCUGGGAUGAAGUGGACAAGAUUAUCGGCAAUAACCCAUCAGCAGCCAGAGCAACAUUGGUUCUUAUCAUCCUUGGCAGUGACAAGACCACUGUUUCUGUUGCAACUGGGCAAACAGAUUACUACCUGCUCUAUCUUUCCAUCGGAAAUGUGUGCAACACCACUCAUCAUGCACACUGUGAUGCAGUAGUGCUCAUUGGAUUCCUUGCAAUGCUGAAGACAACUAGGGAGCAUGCUAAUACACAAGUGUUCUGUAAAUUCAAGAAGCAGCUCUCCCACUUGCCACUGGCACGUGUUCUUUGGUCACUUGGUCCUGCGAUGACAGUUCUGGAAACAGUCCUCUUGUUGUGCAUCAUGCAUAAUUGGUGUCUGAAAUGUCUCACACACCAGGAGAACCUUGACAAAGAUGCACUCUGGUGUCACUACAAGCACACUGAAUUGAUCAUCAGGGAGUUGGACCCUCAGACACUUUGGGAAGGGUAUGGAAUUGACAGAGAUAUAGUGCCAUUUACAAGCAGGUUUCCAUGCAUGGACAUCCAGAGAAUGCUUUCUCUGGACAUUUUUCAUCAACUCAUCAAGGGUGGACUCAAAGAUCACCUGGUUGACUGGGUGGAAAGGUAUCUCAUCUGUAUUCAUGGAAAGGGCACUGCAGAAAAAAUACUGGAUGAUAUUGAUUGA